AUGGCGGAUGCACCGAGUGAUGCUUCUCUUCCUGUAGAAGAAGAUGUUGAAAAACAGCCGAGUAAAAAAGUUGAAGAUGGUCCUAAGGCACCAAUGACCAAAGCAACUGCUGAAGAUUAUAAAUUACUUGAGAAGAUGAAUCAAGUGACUAUUCAAAAAUACGGUGACAUGAGAACGAUUACGUCAAAUAUAGCAACGUCCAUGCAGAACUUGAAUGAUAAAUUUAAAAGUUUACAGCCCUACUUGGACCAGAUAGAUCAAGUGGAAGAGAGUGUUGCAAAUUUAGAGCAAGCUGCUUACAGACUGGAUGCAUAUUCAAAAAGAUUAGAAUUGAAAUUUAAACAACUUGAGAAGAGGUAACUCCAGAAAGAAGAGUCUUGUUAUGUAUAUUUCUUGCAAUCUGUUUAUUUAGACAUUUACAAUAUUGUAGGUAUUGUUCAGCUUACCAGUAUGAAUUGAAAGCACAGAACGGUCUUAUCAUUCUUUGCUUAUUCAUAUACAGUGCACAUUAUUAAUAUUUUUUAAUUUAUUCAGAAUUAAUUAAUUAUACACUCGCUUUCAAGAAGGUUUGAGCAUUUUUUUGGAAAUUUAUAAAAAAAAUACCACAGAAGACCUUUGUUUGUUACAUAUAAAUCCAUAGAAGAAAUUUUCAUUUUGGAAAAUCCCAUUAUCCUUCCUCAUUGUCA
Saccoglossus kowalevskii is the source of this 686-nucleotide messenger RNA. RefSeq names its product biogenesis of lysosome-related organelles complex 1 subunit 2-like. Gene Ontology annotation, cellular component: BORC complex; gamma-tubulin complex; BLOC-1 complex. Lineage: Eukaryota; Metazoa; Hemichordata; Enteropneusta; Harrimaniidae. Gene Ontology annotation, molecular function: gamma-tubulin binding. The record is from RefSeq and is a predicted model, not a curated record. Gene Ontology annotation, biological process: lysosome localization; endosomal transport.